Messenger RNA from Suillus subaureus, 1455 nucleotides. RefSeq lists its product as uncharacterized. Lineage: Eukaryota; Fungi; Basidiomycota; Agaricomycetes; Boletales; Suillaceae. The transcript is spliced from 12 exons. The record is from RefSeq and is a predicted model, not a curated record. Bases 225 to 1262 code for a protein of 345 amino acids.
CCGUAAUCUACUUUCCAUUAAUUGUUGGCUUCGAGAAGCGUGAUGACCUGAUUAAAGUUGGCCUGGCGUUCAAGUGUCCGAUCGAACUCGUUUCCAACCUUUCCUUUGGACUACCAGCAUCCCUCGUCAUUUCACUCCCGGGAAGUCAGGUCUCUUCAACAGACUUUGGCCCUUCAGCAAAGCAUCCCGCUUUCGGAUCAUGUCCAAUUCAGAAGUCCUUGAAUAUGACGCGCAAGCUUUUGCGCAUGCCGCUUACAAUGUGUGGGUUACUCGCAUCUGCCAACUGUGUCCUUGUAUCAUUUUCUGUUAUGAUUACUGUACGUCUUAGGAGACGGCCGAUGAGAUUGUCCAACGUAUUAUAUAUCAUUGUGAGAUUUGGCGGCGGCGCACUCAUAUUUCUUAGUGCUACAGCAUUUAUGAGCCAACACACUUCCAAAAAGGUAUGUUACUUGUUCCUGAACAUUCAAGGGUGGCCCAGUUUCUGCGUUCUCUGGGCAGUUCAGCUCAUACUGCAGCUCCGAGUAUACGCUCUAUACCGUCGAUCUCAAAAAGUUUUAAUUGCGAUGGCGGUCGGAUUUACGAUGGAGGUUAUAGCCAUGUCUAUCUGUUUGGGAAUAGGUAUGGCAAUGACAUCCAAUACAAAUGAACCAGUGCAAGGUCUCAGAAUCUGUGCCGUCCUGACGGCACCACCUGCGCUUGCGUACGUGUGGCUGCCUGAUAUUAUUUUUGGAACAUUUCUGUUCGUGCUUGCAGCCAGAAUUGGUUUCAAACGUGGCAGAUUUGGCUUCAACAUCUUCCGCAUGCAGAGAAAAGAUCUUGUCGAUGCUCUCGUGUAUGGCAACGUCCAUUACUUUUUCUGCAUACUCGCUGCGAACGCUGUAAAUACAGGAAUCUGGCAAGGGUUAGGGCAUAACUGGUUCGAAGCUCCAGAGGGGUUCGCGGCGGUCAUUGAAAUCAUCCUUGGAUGUCGGAUGGUGCUGGACCUUAAUUCAGCAGUGUCUGAUUCUGAAGGCUUGCAUCUAUUGGACUCAUACCCACUCAGAGACUCUUUUGGUGCCAGAGAGGGUCCGGUAACAAUGUAUUCCGCGGUUAGCACCUAUGAUCUCGAGAAUAUGCAAGGUCGACAUCGGCUUACCCAAGAGGUUGAGUUAGCUUCUCCAACUUGCCCUGCGUCUGGGUCGGGGUCUGGGGAGAGCUCUCGCGUUCUCAUCGAGGAAGCCAAUGAAUCAUGUAGCAGUCCGGUUCCUACUAUCGUCUACUAGUGUACAAACCUAUUUUUACAGAAGUUUAUCACUCUCCACGACUAUACCACAUUGAUUGUUCGGUUUGUUUGUAUAUGGUAUAGGCAUUACAUCGAUCCCUUUCCAAUCGAGGGGUAACUAUGAGCGGAUUGCGCAAUGCACGACAAAUAAUCGGUGUCUCUCGACAGCACCUUUGAUCCACUUAUACACUUUU